This is a messenger RNA of Durio zibethinus, 3246 nucleotides long. It is a transcript of the gene ECB2, whose product is annotated as Tetratricopeptide repeat (TPR)-like superfamily protein. Lineage: Eukaryota; Viridiplantae; Streptophyta; Magnoliopsida; Malvales; Malvaceae. The record is from RefSeq and is a predicted model, not a curated record. Gene Ontology annotation, molecular function: zinc ion binding; protein binding; RNA binding. Gene Ontology annotation, biological process: RNA modification.
UUUUCCACCUUAUCCUCAAUCCAAACGAGUUAAACCCUUUCAAAAACCCUGACAAAACCAGCGAUGUUCUGUAGUUUCAACAAUGGCUUUCUCUGCUAAAACUCUACAAACCCUUAUCAAACCCGACCAACCAAACCCUCUCCACGCCAAUAUCCAAUGCCUCAAAUCCCUAUAUUUCUCAAACCAACGCAAAACCCACCAAAUUUCCUCAACACAACCCCACCGACAACUCUCAGUCCUUAACACCAAUUCCUUGAAUACCCACAACUCAAAUUCCCAUCUCAACCUUCUUUGUCUCAACGGACAUCUCCAACAAGCUCUAAGCUACUUAAACUCAAUGCAAGAAUUGCAGAUUCCAUUAGAUGAAGACGCAGCUAUUGCUAUGGUGGGACUCUGUGAAUGGAAGAGAGCUUUGGAAGAAGGGCAUCAAGUUUACAUUUUUAUAUCGAAUUCGAGUAACCCUUUGACCCUUAGGCUUGGAAAUGCUUUGUUAAGUAUGUUUAUGAGGUUUGGAAAAUUGAGUGAUGCUUGGUAUGUGUUUGGUAAAAUGCCGGAAAGAGAUGUAUUUUCUUGGAAUGUUUUGAUUAGCGGGUACGCGAAAAAUGGGUUUUUCGACGAAGCUUUGUGUUUGUAUCAUAGGAUGUUGUGGGUUGGUUUUAAGCCUGAUAUUUAUACUUUCCCUUGUGUUUUGAGAACUUGUGGAGCUGUUCCAAAUUUGGAAAGAGGUAAAGAGGUUCAUGUUCAUGUUAUUAGGUUCGGUUUCGAGGCGGAUGUUGACGUGGUUAAUGCUUUGGUAACUAUGUAUGUAAAAUGUAGGGAUUUGCCAAGAGCGAGGUUAUUGUUUGAUAAAAUGACUAGGAGAGAUAGGAUAUCAUGGAAUGCGAUCAUUUCAGGGUAUUUUGAGAAUGGAGAGUGUUUGGAAGGGAUAAGGUUGUUUUUUACGAUGCGUGAGCAUUGUUUUGAUCCAGAUUUGAUGACUAUGACGAGUGUGAUCUCUGCCUGUGAGAGUCUUGGUGAUGAGAGAUUAGGCAGAGAAAUUCAUGGAUAUGUGAUUGUAACAGGGAUGUCGGAUGAUGUUUCGGUUUGUAAUUCUUUGAUUCAAAUGUACUCAAGUUUUGGAUGUUGGGAAACAGCGGAGAAAGUUUUUGACAGGAUGGAAUGGAGGGAUGUAGUUUCGUGGACAGCAAUGAUCUCAGGUUAUGAGAAGAAUGUACUGCCUGAUAAAGCUGUGGAUACCUACAAAAGGAUGGAGUUGCAGGGUUUCAUGCCUGAUGAGAUCACUUUAGUCAGUGUUCUGUCUGCUUGUGCCCAUUUGGGUAAGUUAGAUAUGGGGAUUAAGCUUCAUGAACUGGCCAAAAGGUCAGGGCUUAUAUCUUACAUUAUUGUUGCUAACACGUUAAUUGAUAUGUAUUCCAAGUGUAAAUGUAUUGACAAGGCUCUAGAAGUGUUCCACAACAUUUCAGACAAGGAUGUCAUUUCUUGGACUGCUAUCAUUUUAGGGCUUCGACUUAACAACCGGUGCUUUGAAGCAUUGAUUUUCUUUCGACAAAUGAAAGUGAGUUUAAAACCGAAUUCUGUCACUUUGGUGUCUGUUCUAUCUGCAUGUGCUAGGAUAGGAGGAUUGAUGUGUGGAAAAGAGAUUCAUGCAUAUGCAUUGAGGACUGGCAUGGGGCUUGAUGGUUUCCUACCCAAUGCACUUCUGGACAUGUAUGUAAGGUGUGGAAGGAUGGGACCGGCAGGGAACCAAUUUAACUCACAGAAAAAAGAUGUUGCGGCAUGGAAUAUUCUGCUGACAGGAUAUGCACAGCGGGGACAAGGGAAACUGGCUGUGGAGUUCUUCGAUAAAAUGAUAGAAUCUAAUGUCAAUCCCGAUGAGAUUACAUUUAUUCCACUCUUAUGUGCUUGCAGUAAAUCCGGAAUGGUAACUGAAGGUUUGAAGUUUUUUAAUAGCAUGGAACUGAAAUAUGGCAUCACCCCAAAUUUGAAGCAUUACGCAUGUAUGGUUGAUUUGCUUGGCCGUACUGGGCAGUUGGAGGAGGCGUAUGAGUUUAUACAGGAAAUGCCUAUAAAGCCAGAUUCGGCUAUAUGGGGAGCCUUGUUAAAUGCAUGUAGAAUUCACCAGCAGGUUGACCUUGGUGAAUUUGCAGCUCAGCGUAUUUUUGAAAAUGAUACAAGAAGUGUUGGGUAUUAUGUUUUGUUAUGUAAUCUCUAUGUGAACAGUGGUAGAUGGGAUGAAGUUGCAAAAGUUCGAAAGAUGAUGAAAGAUAAUGGGCUAAUCAUUGAUCCUGGAUGCAGUUGGGUGGAAGUUAAGGGAAAAAUUCAUGCUUUCCUCAGUGGAGAUAAUUUUCAUCCUCAAAUAAAGGAAAUAAAUGCAGUUUUAGAAGGAAUUUAUGAGAAAAUGAAGGUAGGUGGCCUGGGUGGAAAAUGUGAUUCCAUGGAUGAAGUUGAAAUUUCAAAAGCUGAGAUUUUUUGUGGGCACAGUGAGAGACUAGCUGUUGCUUUUGGUCUCAUUAAUACUGUCCCUGGAACGCCUAUUUGGGUAACAAAGAAUCUCUAUAUGUGCCAAAGCUGUCACGGUACCAUUAAAUUCAUCUCCAAGAUUGUACGCCGGGAAAUUUCUGUUAGGGAUACUGAAGAAUUCCACCAUUUCAAGGAUGGCAUCUGUUCUUGUGGUGAUGUGGAAAUAUUAGGGAAAGCUUGACAAAUAAGAUCUUUGAAAGAAAUUGGGAAGUUAUUAACUCCCAUAUAGAAUGUAGAUGCGUGAAAGGCGGCUUAAAUGUUGCAACGUGAAAAUGUAUUUUUGGGCCAUGCAUCCAGCACCAUUGAUUAGCCUGUUAAAAUUAAAACGUAUUACCAUAUAUCACAGAAGGACAGGGAAGCUUGGAAGAAUGCUGUAGAAUCAUCUUGAAUAUUGAUGCCCCAUUGGCAUGAAGAGAGAAAAAGCUUCCUUUCUGUUUGAUUAGGAAUGUAUCCAUAAACAAGGGAAACAGCGUCGGGGUUGAUGGCAUGGUGCUCACAGAAAUGCUGUAGACUUCCUUUUUCUGAACUGUAACUUCCUAAGGUGUUGUCUGCUACUCUACUUUCCUCUGUACUGUUGUAUUUUUCCUGUAAAGUCAAAUGCGAGAAAAAGUUGCCUAAAAAUUGAGGAUGGUGUAUUAAAUCAAAAAUCACAAUAACAUCAUUUUGAAAUACAUCUAUUUUGCUCAUGAUUUUAGGCGUCCUUUUUGUUUGAAUGUUGAAGAAGCA